Messenger RNA from Harmonia axyridis, 2695 nucleotides. RefSeq names its product dynein axonemal assembly factor 5 (gene Dnaaf5). Gene Ontology annotation, cellular component: cytoplasm. The coding region runs from base 85 to 2598 and encodes 837 amino acids. Gene Ontology annotation, biological process: cilium movement; inner dynein arm assembly; outer dynein arm assembly. Gene Ontology annotation, molecular function: dynein intermediate chain binding. The transcript has 10 exons. Lineage: Eukaryota; Metazoa; Arthropoda; Insecta; Coleoptera; Coccinellidae. The record is from RefSeq and is a predicted model, not a curated record.
AUUUUGAAUUAAUUAUAUUGUCAUAGUUUCACAUGAAAUUAUUUUUCGGCUUUGUCAUCAAGCUUUAUUAAGUCAAUAAUAAAGAUGACGCUGAAAACCGAAGAAAACGAACCAGUAGAUGUAGUUAAAUAUUCAAAAAAGAUAUGUACCAAAUUGCAGAGUGAAGACCGCAAACAGCGGAAACUUGCUCUAAAAGAACUUCAAACAUUUUUGACCGAAAAGAAUCCAGAUCACGAAAACCUUCGAAACAUAUUCAACGAAACGCAGGUUUAUUUGGUGAACACUCUUAGGGAUAAGUCCGAAGAGGUCAGAGAAACUGGAAUUUCUUUUUUGACGUUUUUGAUAAUUGAUAUUCUACCUAUAAAUGAUUUUUAUCUAACUUAUAUAUUUCCUGUUCUUGUUGAACGUAUUGGAACCGUCGAACUAAUUGAGGAUUCUGAGGAAAUAAGAUUGGAGUUAUUGGUAUUCCUUUCCAAAAUAAUUUCAAAAUACACUGAAACCGAACAAUUGAAACCAUUUUUGAAUGAUGCUGUUACAAUUCUCUGUGAAACAGUCAAAGAUAGAUAUCCAGCAAUAAAGGAAAUCAGCUGCAGGUGUAUUGUAUCACUUGCGAAAGCCUUGCCUAGAGAUUUUCAUCUGCAAGCUGAAAGUUUAAUCAAACCUGUGCUUACAUGUUUCAAUCAUCAAAGGUUCAAAGUGAGAGUAGAAGGCAUCAAUUGUAUAGGUGAAAUUUUAAUGCACUGCACUUACAAAGCUGUGGAUAUGGUAAUGAUUCCAAUGGCAGAAAAAUUGUUUGAUUCCAUACCAAUAGUCAGGAGAACUGUAGCACAAGUAGCCAAAAAGUGGCUGACCGAAUAUAGAGACAGAUAUUCCUUCUUUCAUAAGAUACUUCCUCUUCUGUUAACUGGAUUGAAUGAUGAGGUUGAAGAGACCAGAAAAGAAGCUACAGAAUUCUGGGAGACAGUUGGUCUGCAAUUUCAACAAGAGAAUGAAAAGGAUUUGAAAGAUGAGAUGGAUUUCCUUAUUGAACCCCCAAAAUAUUAUUUAGAUCAUUUGAAACGCCCAAAUUUAGGAUGCAGAGUAUUAGUUCAAAGACAUGUGGGAAAAAUAGCACCAGCUAUAGCCAAUGAACUACAAAGUUGGCAAGCUGAUGUGAGGUUCCGGUGUAGUCAACUUCUCUGCUCUGUCGCACUUCAUUCAGAAAGCCUAAUUACCAUGCAUCUUCAAUCAAUCCUACCAGCAAUGUUCUCUACUGCUAGAGAUGAUGAUUUGAGGGUGGUGGAUAAUAUAAUUCGAGCAUCUGAAAUAAUUGGAUUAUUUGUUCCAUUUGAAUCUUGGAGUAAAUUAGUUUUUCCACAAAUUGAGAACUGCUCACAUUAUGGUCAUAUAACUGUGUUGAGGAGCCUGAUAAUGGGAAGUCCCAAGGAUUUAAUAUGGAGUCAUUUAGAGGAAGUGACUGAAAUUUUAGAAACUGAUGCUAUUUGUAUUAGUAGGAAGAAAAAAUAUCAAAUAGAAAUGGUCAAAUGUGUUGAAGCCAUUUGUGAGAAAUAUCAAGCGAAAACAGAGUCCAAUGUGGGCUAUCACCUUUUUAAAAUACUAGUAACAACAAUCGCUCUGAGAGAUAUUGAAAACACUCAUAUGGGAAUAAAUCUUUUAGAAAAUUUAAGGACCACUUUGAAUAUGGAGAAUGUGACUGACCUUUGGAGCACUUAUUUGAAAAAAUUACUGAAAGAAAUCAACAUCGAUCCAUCUGUCUGGACGUUAGUCACUACCCAAUGUUGCAUAUUCGAACUUGUUCUCACAGAAUCCGGGGAAGCCUUUGGAGAACAUUUGGAUGAUAUUCUACCAAUCCUGAAGGAAGUUUUGGAUUCCAAUACAGAUGCAGAAUGUCGACUAAAAAUGUUUUUAGCUUUAACAGUCGCUUUUGAAGCCAAAGAUACGACAUUGAAGAAAUCCAGCAAUUUGACACAAUUCUUCGAAGAAGUCAUAAAAGAUGUAUUCAUCCCUUCUUUGGUUUGGCAUGCAGGAAGAACCGCAGAAGCUAUGAGAACAAUGGUUGCUACAUGUCUGAAAACUGCUCUGUCUCCAGCGCCUAACGUUGACCUGUUCGCAAAUGGUGAUAGUUUUCAACCACUUUUUGACAAACUGCUGCCACUUCUUCUUUCAUUAGUUGAAGACGCUGCUUGGAAGAGUAGGGUUUUAGCCUUGGAAUGCUUGGUUUUGUUGAAACAGAUAGCGGUUCAAAAGAAUAUAUGGAACUCGGAUAGUUUGAUCAAAAUUUAUCCUGAAAUGAUGAAACGCCUCGAUGAUCCUACAGAAAAAGUACGGGAAGGUACAACGAGGGCACUAGUGGAUAUAUUUGAAGAUUGCCCAGAUGACUUCAAAGCAGUUCACUACAAGGCACAUCAUGAUUUGAUAAUAGAUACCCUACUAAUACAUUUCGACGAUGAUGAAGAAAAUAUUCAAGAUUUGAUAUAUGGUGUACUUAAAACAAUUGCUAAAAUCAAUAAAGAACAACUUAUUGCCAAGCUCGAAAAACAAAAAUCAUUGCUGCAUAAUCAAAAAGGUUGUGAAUCUUUAAUAGAUGCUCUCAAAUGAAUAAUUGGAUGCUGCGGGAUAGUUGAUGUUCAUUUCUCACCCAUUUUAUCUGUUUGUAAAGAAUUCUGAAUAAAAUAAAAGAACUGGUUAUAAAGUU